Messenger RNA from Linum trigynum, 1439 nucleotides. The record is from the annotation of a GenBank genome assembly. Lineage: Eukaryota; Viridiplantae; Streptophyta; Magnoliopsida; Malpighiales; Linaceae.
CUACUUUUUGGAACCCUGCCAACUAGUUAUUUAUUUCUCUUUCUACUGAACUUGAGAAGUCGACUUAAUAUGGACUGAAGGGAUCUGGAGAGGUUGUUUUUCACUAGCUUGGUAAGCCACUAGACCCUGAAGAUUGCACAAGCUUUUAGUUCAGCUAUGUAGGUUCUCGCGUUGGUACUCUCUCAACAGUUGACUUAUCGGAUAAAUAUGGAAGAACUACUAGUGUAGUGAAUAGCAGUAGCACUACCACUUUCUGACUCCUGGUUUGAUGAAGUUUUCAAUUUUAUUUUGCUCUGAGGUGUACGGAAAAUUCUGUGAUCUAGCAGUUUCUUUAUUUCUUGAACUUCUUUGAAAGGAUCAUGAUUCAGUUAAUCUUGCAAAGCCAGAUUUGAUUCUUUCUUGUGUUGUUUCAUAAUGACUAAUAGUAGGUAGUUCGUAUAACACAACUAAUUUUCCCUGUACCAGGUAUAUUGAGUUGCAAAAACUUUAAGAGUCAACUUCAGGAAUAUGCUCAGAAGAUGAGUCUUGCGGAUCCUCUGUACCAACUUGAAGACCAUCGUAGACAUGGUUACCAAUAUUCUGUAGUGAUUGGGUGGAGGAGGUACCUUGGAGAAGUGGCAACAUCCAUAGAAGAAGCAGAGAUAAAAGCUGCAAGAACAGCUUGGCAUGCUAUUAAGAAAGGACAUACAGUGGUACCAGAUAGAUCAACUGAGAAGUCCUUGCCGGCAGCAAGUCUUAGCAGGAAGAAAGAUGAGGACUGUAGUUUGAUUACAGCUGAAAGUAAAGUCCACGUCUUCCAAGCUAAAGACACAUCCAAGGAGAGGAACUCUGGCAUUCGGAAAAUGUUGGCUAAAUUGAAAGAGGGUGUAGAGAAAGAUGCGAACUGUAGUUGGAUCACGGCUCAAGGUAAAGUCCACGCCUUCGAUUCUAAAGACACAUCCCAUGAGAGGAACUCCGACAUUCAGAAAAUGCUGGCUAAACUGAAAGAGGAUGUCGAAGCUGCUGGCUACGUCUCGGACACCAGUCCUGCUCCCGAUGUUUCAGAAGACAAAGAAGAGAGAUCGGCCGAAGCUUGGCAGCACAGUGAGAAAAUCUCUCUGGCAUUCGGACUCAUAUCCAUCCCUCCUGGACUACCCAUAAGCAUUCUUAACAAUCUGAGCAUCUGUGGUGAUUGUCACAACACCUUCAAGUGCGUAUCAGCCAUUAUUCGCAGACAAUUUCUCGUCAGGGAGAGUGACAGAGUCCAUCGGUUCUGGAAUGGCCAAUGCUCUUGUAACGAUCGGUUCUGAAUCGUUCAUUUCUCGGUCCUUUUCUGUUCAGGAUUUUAUCAGAACUGUGUCAGAGGAGUUUCAUGUAGCAAUGAGAUGAAGUCUUUUUCGAUGUUUGUUUGCACUUGCAAUUUAUCUGGUUUUCGGGGGCAAGAAAGGUUUGAUUGUUGU